Molecule: messenger RNA, 846 nt
Organism: Seminavis robusta
Lineage: Eukaryota; Bacillariophyta; Bacillariophyceae; Naviculales; Naviculaceae
Source: the annotation of a GenBank genome assembly
AUGGCGCUCUACUACAACGAAAGGACAGGCAACGAUGACGAGAAGAGGGGCCAAAUGCUCAGUGAGUGGAAGCAUCCUCAGAAUAGGCGGUCUAGCUUGGCGCAAGAGGGAAGGACCAUGUCUGAUCCCAUGAUGCUUUGUGAAGACGACACCGACUCGGAGGACGAAGAUAACGUGCUUUCCAAGUUUGGCACCAGUAUGCGGAGUUUCUUUGCGGAUGACAAGCAUCUGCGAACGCCGCCUCCAUUGUCGAAGCUUUACCCACAAGAAGAGACCAAAGAACAGGUCGACCUCGGCGUGGUCACUUACCUCGGAAAGCAGUACAGCGCCAGAGAUGUCUUUGAACGUUGCAACAGUCGUCGGUCGCUCUCUUCCCAGAGUUCCAGUAGGACGCUUCAGUCGUUGGACGAGCAAGCUACUGAUCUCCGUUCGUGUCUGGUUCGAGGACUCUCUAAUCUCGUAGUAGGAGGAGGGGACGAGGCCAAUAGUACUGCUUCCAGUCCCAUGGCUGCCAAAAAUCGAGCACAAUCUCCACCACGGGAACGACCAUCACAAUCAUCGAGACGAAAUCGCCCAAAGAUGAGCGAGGUAUCAGUAUCAGCGGAUGGGUAUGUCGAACGAGACGAGUAUUUGGACAUGCUGUCUGUGGAUCAAGAGGAUUUACUCGACCUUGCGGACGACCCCACGGACUUUGCGGCUCUCAAGUUGGCUCUAAAAAAGAAUGGCGCCAUUACCAAUACCCUGCUACAACAAGGGCUUCAUGUGUUUGUUCACAAAAACCGGGAGCUCAAGCAGCGCCAGUCAAAAAAAGAUGAGAGUGCGCAGGAGGGGGCUGUUUCGGCGUAG